UUUUUAGAGAGUCCGCAGCAGCAACCAUGUCCUUGAUGCGUUUCAGAAGAGCUUGCCGAUGUUUGCACCUUCGUCAACUAUGCACAUCCACAUCUACAUCUGAUAACACCCACCUCCUUUUGUCUGCCUUCAACGAAGACACAUUCCACCAACACUUUUUCUCCAUCCCAAUAAUCCAUGAUUCAUUAUCUCUGGGAUCCCCCACCCCACUCUUCACACUCCCUUCCCAUCCCAUGGGUCUCACUUCUUCCCGAUAUCUCAACCCCUUGUUCUGCUUUCACGGCCCUAACGAUCACGACCCUAUUCUCACCUACAACCCCACCACCCAACAAACUCUCACUCUUCCUUUUGAUCCUCCAAUCCCUGCUGCAACUGCGACUACUUGGGACAUCAAAACCCAUUUUGGCUUCGACCCUAUAACUAAACUUUACAAAAUCCUUCGUGUGAAAUGGAUAGAACCCAUUCCACAAUCAAUUCCUAGAGUUAUUAAUAUGGAGUGCAUGGUUUUGACACUAGGCAAGGGGUCUUGGAGAAAGAUAAACACUGUUCUGCCUUUUGAUUGUACCAAGUUUGGUAAUGGUGGGGAAAGUCUCUGUAUUAAUGGUGCAAUACAUUGGUUAACAUGUUAUGGGGAUUCCAUUGUGGCUUUUGAUCUCAAAGAUGAAAACUUUAGACAAAUACCACUUCCCCAUGACUACAAAGAAGAAACCUAUGUACCGAUACGUUUGAAAUAUGAACGGUUAAUUGAGGUUGGUGGGCGCUUGGCUUUGAUUGGUGACACAGAUUAUAAAGUAGAUUACAUAAUGCACAUGUGGAUACUAAAGGAUUACCACAAUCAUGUGUGGGUUAAGAAGAGAAUACUCUACCCAGUUAGUUGGAUCAAUUGUGGUCAACCUGUUCCUAUUGGGACUAUUUCCACAGGCGAGAUAUUGCUAAAGCCGCUAUCUUUGUAUAAGACUAAGAGUCUUGCGUGGCUGCUUUUCUAUGAUAUGGAUGGACGAGGCUUCAAGAAGGUUGACAUCACUGGCUUGCCUGAAUGGGUUCAUUCGGGUGGUCCUCGAAUCAUCAGAACCAUUGCUGUAUAUGGGUGAAAGGUCUUAGAAAUGGGCCCUCAAAAUCGAGAUUUGCAGCAAAGAGUAGAGUACGGUACGUUCUUUGUGAAAGGCCAUGCGAGGUGUUUGAUGUAAUGUGGGGUAUUUUUAUUAUCCUUUUGCUUGUCUUUGGAGAUGAGUUCUUGUUUUGGUUUUGUAGAACCUAUAACUAGUUUAGCUAUGUCAACUUAGAGGACAAGUUUCGCCAUGUAUAAAAAUGUGAAUUGAUGUUAUCAAUGGCAUCUAACAACAACAAUCAUCAAGAUUUAGUCUCAAUAUUUUAUGAUCUGUUAUGAAUCCUCAA
Molecule: messenger RNA, 1395 nt
Organism: Quercus robur (English oak)
Lineage: Eukaryota; Viridiplantae; Streptophyta; Magnoliopsida; Fagales; Fagaceae
Product: F-box/LRR-repeat protein At2g40920-like
Exons: 1
Coding region: 27-1091 (354 amino acids)
Source: RefSeq, a predicted model, not a curated record